Aspergillus alliaceus is the source of this 2214-nucleotide messenger RNA. RefSeq lists its product as uncharacterized. The transcript has 3 exons. Lineage: Eukaryota; Fungi; Ascomycota; Eurotiomycetes; Eurotiales; Aspergillaceae. The record is from RefSeq and is a predicted model, not a curated record. Bases 1 to 2214 code for a protein of 737 amino acids.
AUGUUACACAGCUCGUCGGCGGAGGAUGCCCGGCAUCACAGGCCGCCUCCACCGGCGAUUCCACCGUCGCCGACACUAUCCAAUCCAGAUAUGAUCCUGCCGUUUGACGGUGAGCGCGAAUCCUCUACCCCCUCGCCCCCAUUCAACCUCCCGUCGCUGUCACACCUCCAAUCCUUUUACAACAACCGCCCAUUCCCCAAUGAUCAAAGUGGAAAUGGCGCUCCUAUGGCCUUCCAACGAACCCCCAAAAAGCCAUUCCCACGUCAUACCUGGCAACAAGACGGUCUGGAUGCGAGCCGUCGCCUGUCUGAUAUCGGGGAGGAAGAUGCGUCGUCAACCUCGUCGGUAAGCGGUUUUGGGCCAACCUUGGACGUCACGCAUUCUCGCCGGUUAGCGACCUCGCUGGCCUCGCAGCGCGAAGCAGAGGACACGGACGCCAAAGAAUCGGGAGGGCGGAGUAGCUCAUCUAGCUCUACAAUUAGUGGCGCUAGUGAGUCUUCCUCACUGGAGGGAGCUAAGACUCGCCAGAGUGGCCAGAGAGCCUCUCAAGAGGGUCGCACGGUGGAACAGGACCAAUUACUUGAAGCUGUUCGCAUCAUGAAGGAUAGUGCCAAUGGCAUAGUGGUGACAACGACGGAGGAAGGUGGCCCGGGUGAUGAAUUAUCGUCGGUGAUUCUGAGCAGUGAAGCGGAAAGAAUUCUCGAGAACGCGAAGAAACGGCUCACGCUCAUGGAAGGAAAUUUGACGCGAGCUCGGUCUUCAAUGCGGACAUCGCCAUCACUUUCGGUGUCGCCAACACCGUCCCAGGGCAAUCAAGCGAUGGGACUCGGUCAACCGGUUGGCGGCCUAUAUCAGUCGAUUUCUCGUGCAGAUCGCAGAGCAUCGACUCGCCCUCGCGCGACGUAUAUCUCAUCCCAGGAUACUAAUACCAAUCGACAUUCCCGAGUUUACAGCGAAACCCGUUUGCCGUCCGCCGAUCAAUCGAGUCUGCCAACUGUCGAACCGGACCUGUCCCGAUCUUUCAGCGCCUUGGGUUCGAGCAGUGUCUCGAACUUUAACAAUGACGAGCGAACAUUUCGCUAUGAUGCUUCUAGAUCAUAUCUCACCCACCGUGCGUCUAUGUCGAAGCCGCACUCGGCUCGCGCUUCUCCGUCUAACUUCCAGGAAGACAGCUCAGGCUCACCCAGAGGAUUGGGUAUCUCGGCGGAAGAUAGGGAGGACAAUAUCGAGGAGCAGAGUUACUCUGUGUCUGACCCACCGUCUCGGUCACAAUCGCAGGUGCAAGUGAGAGACCUCCAAGAUCAGAUGAAGGGCCUCCACAUAAAGAUCUCUAGCCUCAAAGUGAAAGCGCAGGAAGAUAAUUUACGUCGACGUAGCUUACAGAGUUUGCGAACCCCCAGCCCUUUCACAGCGGCAGACCAGUACUUUACCAAUACUAUGGAGUUGAAAGAAAGCCAUUUGCGACCCAAUGCGGUACGGAGUCCGGACUAUCCGCAAGAGAGCCGACUCAGCGGAGAAUAUGAAAACGCUCGGGACGGAAAUGAAGCCGUCGCUGGCCACUACGGAAACGAGACAUCUAAUGCAAAACUCCCGCCAUCGAGAAACGCACAGAUCCCCGAGCCUCUGGACGAGGAUGGGCGGUCGGUCAUUGAAAGCCUAUACGAGGAUGCAGAGGAAGAAUAUCAUUCUGAUGACUCAUCUGACAUUGAUCGUGAGGCCUUAAGUGAGAUUCUGCGCGAGCCUCUGGAUAGUGACUUGGAUGACCUUGACGCAUUCCCAGCGGUGCCAGGUUCCGACGCUCGGCCCCAUGAAGAGCGUGAAGAUGCAUUUGACUACGAAAAUUUCAUUCUCCAUAGCGCCCUGGGUAAUUACUCGGCUAGACUAAGACGCUCAAGUAAUGUCUCAACUUCAUCGGUUGAGACUACACGGCCCUAUCACGAUCGCCCUCACGUCCGCCAUUCCCGGACGAACAGCGGGGCAUCUCUGUCCACCGUUGCAUCGUACGCAACUGCGACCGAAGGAGAUCCCGACGACCUUGACAGUGUCCUCUAUUGGGAUCGGAGAUUUAAUGAUGUAAUCAGCAUUAUCCUGAGCGUGCUGGUUCUCAACAACAGACAAGGGAGGCGGAAUCAGAGAUGGGAACGCCGCGUGCUAUCCGAAGACAGCCAAGCAAGAGAGUCAAUGACGAAUAUCUGUCGGCUCGACAAUCCAUGA